AUGACUGCCCUUACUGCAGAUCCUCUUCCUGACUUAACAAGCCAGCGAUACUUUGCCAACAGGCACUCGGCCAUCCCGGCUGGCUUCACCUCCUCAAAGCAUGCUAUCCGAGCAACAGCCAAGCGCAUAGCGCAGUCGAAGAAUCAGCAUGCUUGCGAAGUUGCUGGUGUAAAGUGCAUCGACAGAGAGUGGCCCCACCACAAGGCCAAGUUUGCCGAUGGACGAUGCACUUAUACCCAGGACUCCAACCUUACUGCAAGACACCACUUUGAGCACUUCCUCGACUGCGCCGUUGACAAUGACGAGCUUCGCGUUAACAACCCGGCUCGCCGUCGCACCAACAAGGCAGACCAACGCAAGGGCACAGAGGAUGACAUUUCUCUGGCCAGGAGUAACGUCCCUCUGCCAUCCGAUGCCUCCCGCCAGCGCCGCCCUUCCUUUGAACGAGAGGAUGCCUUUUACGACGCAUCUACUGCUAGCCGCAAGAUUCGCAUUCGCAAGGCAGUCCCGGUAGAUGAAGAUGCGCAAAUUGCGCAGCUCUAUGAAGCCGGCCUUCUUUACGAUGAGAGCCGCGGCUCGCAACCCCUCACGCUCGAUAACAUUGCUCAUGAGGAACCCACCUAUCCCAUUCGAAUUAUCAAGAAGGCUCGCAAGCCCAGCAAGCGCAGCCAUGCCAACCUUGACCGUCAUCAACUGACACUUGAUCUCUCCUUCACCAACAUUGGUGAUGACGAGCAGAUCAUCUCACUGGCGUCUUCGCCAUUUGACGAGACCAUUCAACAUGCGUCUUCGUCUCCACCCAUGCGCGUCAUCUACGAACUGGGGUCACCCUCGUCUAUCGACAUUGACGCCUCUCAGCCUCCCGAUCUCAUGUACGAGUACGAUUGCGUCUCCGAUAUGGAUCUCGAUGAGAUUCCUUCGCAGGAAGUUGCUAGCGAUGAACACGCCGACCCUCCUUCUGAUACAUGGGUUAUGCUGGGUGACGGCUUGUAG
This is a messenger RNA of [Torrubiella] hemipterigena, 993 nucleotides long. Lineage: Eukaryota; Fungi; Ascomycota; Sordariomycetes; Hypocreales; Clavicipitaceae. The record is from the annotation of a GenBank genome assembly.